CCGGGCCGGGGGUUGACGGGCGAGGCGUUCGAGGGACACCGCGGCCUGAGGGACUCGGGCAGGGCGGGAGCGGGGUGGUUCGCUGGGCUCUCCUUCCAGCCCCCGCAAUGAGAAGGGCCCUUCACGGAACCGGGUGAAUGGUAGUGUCUAGAAAGGGUAUGUCCCUUCAAGAGAGAGGUGCCAAUGUCCAACCGGCCUAAUAACAAUCCAGGGGGGUCACUGCGACGUUCACAGAGGAACACUGCCGGGGCCCAACCACAAGACGACUCGAUAGGAGGAAGGUCACAUUUAGGGCAGGCAAAACAUAAGGGAUAUAGCCCUCCUGAGAGUAGAAAAUCUAAUUCUAAGGCACCCAAAGUGCAGUCUAAUACUACUUCUGAACUGUCAAGGGGACACCUUUCUAAAAGAAGCUGCACUUCUUCAUCUGCUGUCCUAGUUCCACAACCAGAGGAUCCAGACAGAGCCAACACUUCAGAAAGGCAAAAAACGGGGCAGGUGCCUAAGAAGGACAAUUCUCGAGGAGUGAAGCGCAGUGCUAGUCCAGAAUACAACAGGACCAAUUCUCCUAGCUCUGCAAAAAAACCAAAAGCACUUCAGCAUACUGAAUCUCCCUCAGAAACGAGUAAGCCACACAGUAAGUCGAAGAAGAGACAUUUAGACCAGGAGCAACACCUGAAAUCUGCACAAUCACCAUCAACAAGCAAGGCUCAUACCAGAAAGAGUGGGGCCACUGGUAGUUCCCGGAGUCAGAAAAGAAAGAGGACAGAGAGUUCUUGUAUAAAGAGUGGUUCUGUGUCUGAAUCAACUGGUGCUGAAGAGAGAUCUGCAAAACCUACCAAGCUGGCUUCAAAAUCAGCCGCCUCAGCCAAAGCUGGGUGUAGCACCAUCACUGAUUCUUCUUCUGCCUCUACUUCCUCCUCGUCUUCUGCUGUAGCUUCAGCCUCCACGGUGCCACCAGGUGCCAGGGUGAAACAAGGAAAAGACCAGAACAAGUCCAGGCGUUCCCGUUCAGCAUCCAGUCCCAGUCCCAGAAGAAGUAGCAGGGAAAAGGAACAGAGGUCUUCUAAGUCAGAGACAUCAAAACCUGGACCUUCUGGAUUACAGGCCAAAUUAGCAAGUUUAAGAAAAUCUACUAAGAAGCGCAGUGAAUCCCCACCUGCUGAGCUCCCCAGUUUGAGGCGGAGCACACGCCAGAAGACCACGGGCUCCUGUGCUAGUGCCAGUCGGCGGGGCUCUGGCCUGGGCAAAAGAGGAGCUGCUGAAGCUCGUCGGCAGGAGAAAAUGGCAGAUCCUGAAAGCAACCAGGAGACAGUGAAUUCUUCAGCUGCACGGACCGACGAAACUCCCCAAGGAGCUGCAGCCUCUAGUUCUGUUGCAGGGGCUGUGGGCAUGACCACCUCUGGGGAGAGUGAAUCAGAUGAUUCUGAGAUGGGACGAUUACAAGCUUUGUUAGAGGCCAGGGGUCUUCCUCCUCACCUAUUUGGCCCUCUUGGUCCUCGGAUGUCACAACUUUUCCAUAGAACAAUUGGAAGCGGAGCUAGCUCUAAGGCCCAGCAGCUUCUGCAAGGACUGCAAGCAAGUGAUGAAAGUCAGCAACUCCAGGCAGUUAUUGAAAUGUGUCAGUUAUUGGUCAUGGGAAAUGAGGAGACGUUAGGAGGGUUUCCUGUCAAGAGUGUCGUUCCAGCUUUGAUAACAUUACUGCAGAUGGAGCAUAAUUUUGAUAUUAUGAACCAUGCUUGUCGAGCCUUAACAUACAUGAUGGAAGCACUUCCUCGAUCAUCUGCUGUUGUAGUAGACGCAAUUCCUGUCUUUUUAGAAAAGCUGCAAGUUAUUCAGUGUAUUGAUGUGGCAGAGCAGGCCUUGACGGCCUUGGAGAUGUUAUCACGUAGACACAGUAAAGCCAUUCUACAGGCGGGUGGUUUGGCAGACUGCUUGCUGUAUCUAGAGUUCUUCAGCAUAAAUGCGCAAAGAAAUGCACUAGCGAUUGCAGCCAAUUGCUGUCAGAGUAUCACGCCAGAUGAAUUUCACUUUGUGGCAGAUUCCCUCCCGUUGCUUACCCAAAGGCUAACCCAUCAGGAUAAAAAAUCAGUAGAAAGCACUUGCCUUUGUUUUGCACGUCUAGUGGACAACUUCCAACAUGAAGAGAAUUUACUCCAACAGGUUGCCUCCAAAGAUCUGCUUACAAAUGUUCAACAGCUGUUGGUAGUGACGCCACCAAUACUGAGUUCUGGAAUGUUUAUAAUGGUGGUUCGCAUGUUUUCUCUGAUGUGUUCCAAUUGUCCAACUUUAGCUGUUCAACUUAUGAAGCAAAACAUUGCAGAAACGCUUCACUUCCUCCUGUGUGGUGCCUCCAAUGGAAGUUGCCAGGAACAGAUUGACCUUGUUCCACGAAGUCCUCAAGAACUGUAUGAAUUGACAUCUCUGAUUUGCGAGCUUAUGCCAUGUUUACCAAAAGAGGGCAUUUUUGCAGUUGAUACCAUGCUGAAGAAGGGAAAUGCACAGAACACAGAUGGUGCGAUAUGGCAGUGGCGUGACGACCGUGGCCUUUGGCAUCCCUAUAACAGGAUCGACAGCCGGAUCAUUGAGGCAGCCCAUCAGGUCGGUGAGGAUGAGAUAAGCUUGUCCACUCUGGGACGAGUUUAUACUAUUGAUUUUAAUUCUAUGCAGCAAAUCAAUGAGGACACGGGAACAGCACGUGCCAUUCAGAGAAAACCUAACCCCUUAGCCAAUACUAACACUAGUGGAUAUUCAGAGUUAAAGAAGGAUGAUGCUCGAGCACAGCUUAUGAAAGAGGAUCCGGAACUGGCUAAGUCUUUCAUUAAGACAUUGUUUGGCGUUCUUUAUGAAGUGUAUAGCUCCUCAGCAGGGCCUGCGGUCAGACAUAAGUGCCUUAGAGCAAUCCUUAGGAUAAUUUAUUUUGCCGAUGCCGAACUUCUGAAGGACGUCCUGAAAAACCAUGCUGUUUCAAGUCACAUUGCUUCCAUGCUAUCAAGCCAAGACUUGAAGAUAGUAGUUGGAGCACUUCAGAUGGCAGAAAUCUUAAUGCAGAAGUUACCUGAUAUUUUUAGUGUUUACUUCCGAAGAGAAGGUGUAAUGCAUCAAGUAAAACACUUAGCAGAAUCCGAGUCUUUGUUGACAAGUCCACCAAAGGCAUGUACGAAUGGGUCAGGAUCCUUGGGGUCCACAACGUCUGUCAAUAGUGGAACAGCCACAGCUGCCACUAAUGCCUCGGCUGACUUGGGAUCCCCCAGCUUGCAGCACAGCAGAGAUGAUUCCUUAGAUCUGAGCCCUCAAGGUCGGUUAAGUGAUGUUCUAAAGAGAAAACGACUGCCAAAACGAGGGCCAAGAAGGCCAAAGUAUUCACCUCCAAGAGAUGAUGACAAAGUAGACAAUCAAGCUAAAAGCCCCACCACUACUCAGUCACCUAAAUCUUCUUUCCUGGCAAGCUUGAAUCCCAAAACAUGGGGAAGGCUGAGUGCGCAGUCCAAUAGCAACAACAUUGAACCGGCACGAACCGCAGGAGUCAGUGGUCUUGCCAGGGCUGCCUCCAAGGACACCAUCUCCAAUAACAGAGAAAAAAUUAAAGGUUGGAUUAAGGAGCAGGCACAUAAAUUCGUCGAGCGUUAUUUCAGUUCUGAGAACAUGGACGGAAGCAACCCUGCGCUGAAUGUCCUUCAGAGACUUUGUGCUGCAACUGAACAACUCAACCUCCAGGUGGAUGGUGGAGCUGAGUGCCUUGUAGAAAUCCGUAGCAUAGUCUCAGAGUCAGAUGUUUCAUCAUUUGAAAUCCAGCAUAGUGGAUUUGUGAAGCAGCUGUUGCUUUAUUUGACAUCUAAAAGUGAAAAGGAUGCUGUGAGCAGAGAGAUCAGAUUAAAGAGAUUCCUUCAUGUAUUUUUUUCUUCUCCACUUCCUGGAGAAGAGCCCAUUGGAAGAGUGGAACCAGUGGGUAAUGCACCUUUGUUGGCGUUAGUUCACAAGAUGAACAACUGCCUCAGCCAAAUGGAACAAUUUCCAGUCAAAGUGCAUGACUUCCCCAGUGGAAAUGGGACAGGAGGCAGAGGAUCACAGGCUUUAAAAUUUUUCAACACACAUCAGUUAAAAUGCCAGUUACAAAGACAUCCAGACUGUGCAAAUGUGAAGCAGUGGAAGGGAGGACCUGUCAAGAUUGAUCCUUUAGCUUUGGUACAAGCUAUUGAGAGAUACCUUGUGGUUAGAGGGUAUGGAAGAGUGAGAGAAGAUGAUGAAGACAGUGAUGAUGAUGGCUCUGAUGAGGAAAUCGACGAGUCUCUGGCUGCUCAGUUCUUAAAUUCAGGAAAUGUAAGACACAGGCUGCAGUUUUACAUCGGAGAACAUUUGCUGCCAUAUAACAUGACUGUGUACCAGGCAGUGCGACAGUUCAGUAUACAGGCUGAAGAUGAAAGGGAGUCCACAGAUGAUGAGAGCAAUCCUCUAGGAAGAGCUGGUAUUUGGACGAAGACUCAUACAAUAUGGUACAAACCAGUGAGAGAGGAUGAAGAAAGUAGUAAAGAUUGUGUUGGUGGUAAAAGAGGAAGAGCCCAAACAGCUCCAACAAAAACUUCUCCUAGAAAUGCAAAAAAGCACGAUGAGUUAUGGCACGAUGGAGUGUGUCCCUCAGUAUCAAAUCCUUUAGAGGUUUACCUCAUACCUACACCACCGGAAAAUAUAACUUUUGAAGACCCAUCAUUAGAUGUGAUUCUUCUUUUAAGAGUUUUGCAUGCCAUCAGUCGAUACUGGUAUUACUUGUAUGAUAAUGCAGUGUGCAAGGAGAUUAUUCCAACUGGUGAAUUUAUUAACAGUAAGUUGACAGCAAAAGCAAAUAGGCAGCUUCAAGAUCCGUUAGUAAUCAUGACAGGAAACAUCCCAACGUGGCUUACUGAGCUGGGAAAAACCUGCCCAUUUUUCUUCCCUUUUGAUACCCGGCAAAUGCUUUUCUAUGUAACUGCAUUUGAUCGGGACCGAGCAAUGCAAAGGUUACUUGAUACCAACCCAGAAAUCAACCAGUCUGAUUCUCAAGAUAGCAGAGUUGCACCUAGAUUGGAUAGAAAAAAACGUACUGUGAACAGAGAGGAGCUGCUCAAACAAGCGGAGUCUGUGAUGCAGGAUCUUGGCAGCUCUCGGGCCAUGUUAGAAAUCCAGUAUGAAAAUGAGGUUGGUACAGGUCUUGGGCCUACACUGGAGUUUUAUGCACUUGUAUCUCAGGAACUACAGAGAGCUGACUUGGGUCUCUGGAGAGGAGAAGAAGUAACUCUUAGCAAUCCAAAAGGAAGCCAAGAAGGGACCAAGUAUAUUCAAAACCUCCAGGGCCUGUUUGCGCUUCCCUUUGGUAGAACAGCCAAGCCAGCUCAUAUCGCAAAGGUUAAGAUGAAGUUUCGCUUCUUAGGAAAAUUAAUGGCUAAGGCUAUCAUGGAUUUCCGAUUGGUGGAUCUCCCCCUUGGCUUACCCUUUUAUAAGUGGAUGCUACGGCAAGAAACUUCACUAACAUCGCACGAUUUGUUUGACAUUGACCCAAUUGUGGCCAGAUCAGUGUAUCACUUAGAAGACAUUGUCAGACAGAAGAAGAGACUUGAACAAGAUAAAUCUCAGACCAAAGAGAGUCUACAGUAUGCAUUAGAAACCCUGACUAUGAAUGGCUGCUCAGUUGAAGAUCUAGGAUUGGAUUUCACUCUGCCAGGGUUUCCCAACAUCGAACUGAAGAAAGGAGGAAAAGAUAUCCCAGUCACGAUCCACAAUUUAGAGGAGUAUCUAAGACUGGUUAUAUUCUGGGCACUAAAUGAAGGUGUUUCCAGGCAAUUUGAUUCUUUCUCUUUCAGAGAUGGAUUUGAAUCUGUCUUCCCACUCAGUCAUCUUCAGUACUUCUACCCAGAAGAACUGGAUCAGCUCCUAUGUGGCAGUAAAGCAGACACCUGGGAUGCAAAGACACUGAUGGAAUGCUGCAGGCCAGAUCACGGUUAUACUCACGAUAGGCAAGUACCCAGAGCUGCCAGUUUCUCCGUUUGUAGGUUUUGAAUUUGGUGGUGGUGG
Molecule: messenger RNA, 6042 nt
Organism: Manis javanica (Malayan pangolin)
Lineage: Eukaryota; Metazoa; Chordata; Mammalia; Pholidota; Manidae
Source: RefSeq, a predicted model, not a curated record